GUAACUGACAGCCUUCUAAACCAAUUGGAAUAACUUUCUGACACGCCCCGUUAAUUUUGACACGCCCACUAUUCUGACCAGCAGAGAACCAUACUUGAAGUUUUUCUCCCAGAUUUCUCCACAUAUUUCUCCUCCAUCAUGGAGGCGCUUGGGGGAUACCCCACCAAAUCCUCUGCGUCUAGAGCAGGACUGCUCAAGGUCUUGCUGAGUGUGGCCGUGUGCAUGGGCUCACUGUACCUACUGCAGAGUAAACUGUCGAAGUCAAGAAAAGCCAAAGAUUUCUACUCGUAUGAAGUGAAGGACGCGAGAGGCAGGACUGUGUCUCUGGAAAAGUAUCGGGGGAAAGUCUCUCUGGUUGUAAACGUGGCGAGUGGGAGCGAGUUAACGGAGCAGAAUUACCGGGCUCUGCAGGAGCUUCACCGAGAGCUCGGCACCUCGCAUUUUAACGUGCUCGCGUUCCCCUGCUCGCAGUACGGGGACACCGAAUCAGGAACCAGUCGAGAAAUAGAGGCUUUUGCCAAAUCCAACUACGGUGUGACGUUCCCCAUCUUUAGCAAGAUCAAAAUAAUGGGGUCUGAGGCGGAGCCCGCAUUCAGAUUCAUCACAGAUUUAUUCUUCAGAGCGGGGAAGGGCGACCCCUCGUGGUCACCGCCAAUCGACAUCACGUGACCAUCCGUUACUAUUUUAUAAUUCAGUACAGAGAAUGCCGAAAUGGAACUUCUGGAAGUUUCUUGUGAGUCCGGAAGGCCAGGUGUUGCGUUUCUGGAAGCCGGAGGAGCCCAUAGAGGACAUUCGAAAGGAAGCCACAGCCCUUGUGCGAAAUAUCAUACUGAAAAAAAGACAGGAGCUAUGAUAAGCACAACCCCCCUCAGUGACUCAAAAGUGAAACAUUGUGCACAUGUAAGCGCGUCGACAUCAUCUGUGGUCAAAUGCGGAGAGCUUCACCUACAGUGACACCAAAGAGAAUUAAAGAAUAAUUCUGGUUAAUGUGAAUGAUACUGACAGGAGAUGGUCACUUGAGGCCUGGCUUUGUGUCCUUGUGUAUUAAUGUUAAUAAAAAUUGAAAUUUUGUGA
Messenger RNA from Megalobrama amblycephala (Wuchang bream), 1074 nucleotides. RefSeq names its product glutathione peroxidase 8 (putative) (gene gpx8). NCBI's taxonomy places the organism in Eukaryota, Metazoa, Chordata, Actinopteri, Cypriniformes, Xenocyprididae. Bases 139 to 669 code for a protein of 176 amino acids. The transcript has 4 exons. Gene Ontology annotation, molecular function: glutathione peroxidase activity. Gene Ontology annotation, biological process: response to oxidative stress. The record is from RefSeq and is a predicted model, not a curated record.